UGCUGACUCACAUGUGCAGCGAUUGGCGCGCCGUGUUUGGCGCCAGUUGCCGUUCGAAGAGAAACCGUCCACUGGAUAUGGCGGAGUCUGAUGUGUGCUUUGAGUGUGGGGGGAGUUCAACGUACUGCAACGAAUGUACACGCUGUUCAAGGGUGCUUCACAAACAGUGUGCGGCCCUAAUGCGCAUGCAGCAUGGAGCGGUCACGUUGAUCUGUGUGCAGUGCAUGCAGCCACAUGAGGAGGCUCCGGCUGGGUUCAUUCCUCCUUCACAUAUCAUGGGCUCGUUUCCGCCUCCCCGCAAACAACCACAAGUGCUUGUCCCGGAAACCCAGGACUCAAGUGCGUCGCAGCGUGUCCAGUCCCAAGGCUCGACCUUCGAUGAGACGCAGUCCCAGGAUGGAGACAUCAUGGCACCCCGGUCUUCGCAAGCUGCGUCUCUUGUGUUUGGAGGACGCCCCCUUCCUCUUUCCCAAUCACGGGUGGGCUCUUCUCGAGCACGAGUGUCUGCUUCUGACUCGCAGGACUCUAAUACAUCUCGGCGGCGUGUCCAGUCCCAAGGCUCGACCUUCGAUGAGACGCAGUCCCAGGAGGGAGACAGCAUGGUACCCCGGUCUUCGCAGGAUACAAUGAACCCCACCCAAUCGUUAUUGGCGCCUCGCGAAGAGCCGUCGUCGUCGUCGGCUAAACGGUCCAAGCGAGCAGGCGGCAACAGGACCAGGGGGAAGGACGCCAAUCCCAGGGGCCCGCUGAUUCCCUGGACCAGGCGUUUUGAGGGGAUGACAUCGUUGUUUGACCUCCCACAAACACCGAAGGUGUUGGGAGAGCGGUGUAGGAUUCGAGUUUCUCGAAAGUUCAAGGAACAGUUCAAAGAAGCACGGUUCGCUGUGCAAGCUACUUCAUCCUCUGGUUCGGGAUCGCGCCAAGCAUCAACGCUCGUGGGUGAGCUGCGGGCGCAAGGCAACACGGACGAGAGGCUGCGACGCGCUUGCCAAGUCCACGAUGACCUAGGGGAGCAGUCGUACGCGUCGCUUUCUCACCUCUUUGAGGGCAACGUUGCCACGCGGGACGGUGCCCGCGACCAGUCUGGCCUUGACCCGCAUCGACGCCAAGCAAGGCAAACGACGCAAGGCGAGGUUGAUGUUCCGGACGUGCUUCAGUUGAUGCUAAACAACGUCCUGGAACAGGAAAAGGCCCAGACCAGCGCACGGGAACAGUUUGCAGCCCUCAUCGCCUCACAGACGAAGGCAAUCGAGGAGCAGACCAAGACCAACAAGGAGCAGGCCCAGACCAACAAGGAGCUCAGGGACUGCAUUGGGACCCUCGUGGCUGCCGUGCGGAGCUUGCGUCGCCGGCAGGACAAGAAGUCGUCUUAACACCACUCUUUCUGUCUCUGCUUCCAUAUUCA
Salpingoeca rosetta is the source of this 1405-nucleotide messenger RNA. RefSeq lists its product as uncharacterized. Bases 12 to 1373 code for a protein of 453 amino acids. The record is from RefSeq and is a predicted model, not a curated record. The transcript is spliced from 6 exons. NCBI's taxonomy places the organism in Eukaryota, Choanoflagellata, Craspedida, Salpingoecidae.